Messenger RNA from Prorocentrum cordatum, 772 nucleotides. The record is from the annotation of a GenBank genome assembly. Lineage: Eukaryota; Dinophyceae; Prorocentrales; Prorocentraceae.
AUGACAGUGUGCGGCCUCCUGCUCCAGAACGAGACCCUGAAACGUGCAGGUGGCACCGAAGUGGAAAAAGGCAGUGGCAAGUACCAGUUCUACCUGUGGAUGGCUGGCACGUGCCUCUGCGGGCCGCUGGGCCUCUACUUCCUGCACGAGGCGCUCAAGCACGGGCAGGCGUCGUUCGUGAUACCGGUGUACCAGUCCCUGAGCACGGUCUUCCAGCUCGUCGUUGGCGGCAUCCUGUUCCGAGAGUACGCGUCCUUCAGUCUGGCCAAGCACCUGGCGUUCUGGCCUGGCGUGCUGCUGGUGCUCGUCAGCGUCGUGGCCUUCACGCGAUACGCGGAGCAGGAGGGCGGAGCCGUGCACAGCAAGGAGGUGCCCGAGCAGCAGCCCGAGGGCGCCGGCCGCCCGGAGGCGGCCGCCCUCCCAGCGAAGGCCUGAGGGCCUGCACGCCCGGGGUGCGGCGGCGUCCUCUCCCUGCGGAGGAGGAGGAGAGCGCUGCCAGCUCCACCCCCCCUCCCUCCCGCGGGCGCCGGGCCCUCGGAGCGGGGGCCGGCCUCGCGGUGGGGAGCUCGCCGCGGGGCCGCGCGGCGCAGGGGCUCACGCCCAGGGUGCGCCUCGCGUCCCUGCGUUUGCUCCGUGUCAGCUUCGGGGGCCCUCGUCUGUCCCUCGGGUCGGUGUCUUCUCCUGUGCCCGACGCGGGCUCUCCGCUUGCAUUUUGGCCACGCCCGCGGUCGAUGCCCGCACGUGCGCACCGCGGGAAGCCCUCUCGCCCGUC